Molecule: messenger RNA, 4203 nt
Organism: Polypterus senegalus (gray bichir)
Lineage: Eukaryota; Metazoa; Chordata; Cladistia; Polypteriformes; Polypteridae
Exons: 20
Coding region: 57-3464 (1135 amino acids)
Biological process (GO): regulation of signal transduction
Molecular function (GO): G-protein alpha-subunit binding
Source: RefSeq, a predicted model, not a curated record
UUUGUGGUGAAUGUUUAACUUCUCGCUCUGACCACACGACUUCCUCCAUUGUUAAGAUGUCAUCUCAUUCUCAUUCUUUUUCAGGAUCUCCAGGCCGGCCAUCCUGGAAACGGCAAAGUAUCAGGAGUUUCAUUGCCACGUUAGGCCCAAGCAUGAAGCUGUGCUCUGAUGACUCAUUAGAAGAUAGUUUGGAAGACCUACUGACUUACGACGACUUGUUCCUGCAGUAUUUUAACACCUUUUUGGCUCUGCCGGUGUUUCCAAUACGCCUGCAUUAUGAGCGGCUAACCGGCCUGCUGCACGAGUUGGAUGGACUUCUACCUGAACUCUCGGUACCGGCUGAGCAGGACACUCCGUCUCCAUCAUAUGGUGCUACAGAUUCAGAAAGGGAGAAGGUCCUGGAGUGGCUGCAGGCUGAGCGCUUGCGUGGGUUUUUGAGAAGUCGCCUCUUUGUGGAGUACAAGCUGGCAAAGCUACUGCUUCGUCCCCUGGAUCAUUUACGCCCACCGAGCCCCCAAGGACUCCGGGGUUACAGCCGCCAGUCUAACGGCACCACUGCCCUGAGUCUCUCCAGCCGCAAGUCGAACGGGGAGCUGAGCAGAGAGAGCAGUCAGCUGGAGGUUCGGCUCUCUGAUUCCCAUUUCAACGGCGGGACUUUCUCCCGGACUCACAGCCUGCCUGACACUUUUGGUCGGUGUCACAAAGCGUCUGGUGUAUGGACAGUAGGCAGCAGGGGUCCGAUGUCCCUGGCCAGUUCACAAAGCCUGCAGACGACUUCCUUCACUGACGGUGUCACCUCUUUACCUCCCAGUCUGAUUUCCAGCUCUGAAUUUGGAAAGGCGUCAGUGAAGACGCUAGAUGACAAGAACUCCCUAAGAAAUGUGAAAAGGCAGUGGAGUGAAGCAAGGAGUGCAGUGGAGGACAAGCCUGAUGGACUGAAGAUCCUGAACAGAAUCACUGUGUUCCUGCAAAGCAGCCAUUUUACUGCCUCUGAGGAAAAGGACAUGGAGACCAAGGAGUCAGCUGAAUGCACAACCAGUCAGGGGCUACAACAGCUUAAAGAGACGUGCCUUGGAUCUAAAGCAGGAAUGGAUGAGUUCCGUAAGUUCUUGGAAGGCACUGCUGGAAUCCAUCUCUAUAAUUUCUGGCUGGACUGUGAGCUGAUCAACGAGUGGAUGGCAAAUCCUGACAGAAAAGGCCGCUUUCUCGAUGUCCAGUGCAGCCCAGGCCAGCUUCUCAGGGACAGCCAAAAAAAGUGCAGAUGGAGCAUCGGACGAGAACAGCAGGAGCAGAUCUGGCAUACCCAAGGGGGUGAGGUGAUGGCCGAUGUGUUUCGCCAAGUGCAGUAUGAUGUCCUGAGGCGCCUGCGCUUCUACUGGGUUACACGGUUCCUGGUCCACAAGAAGAGAGUCGGACUUGGCAGGGCAAGGCCUACUUCCGAACAAAGCCUGAGGGUCGCACCACCUAUUACUGCCCACCUGUUCCUCUCAGGCCAGUUGUCAGAGAGACCAGAGGAGGGUCCUGAAGAUAUCUCAAAAACACGCAAGGAACUGACUUCAAAAAGAACAUCGACGAGAUGCGAGUCAUUUUCUCCUGGGACAUCAUUCUUUCUUUCCACCUCCGUGACAGACAAGCUGUUGACUGGAAUUGAGUGCGAUAAGGAGGCUGGCGGCACAUUUCUGUACUACUUGUCAAGGUUUGACGAGCCACCGGUGGUCCACUGUCUUCUGCUGUGGCAGGAGCUGCUCAGCCUCGGUGAGGUCAAACUGCUACCACUGGCCACUGCAUGGAGGCUCUUUGGCAAGUACCUGUCAGCCACAGCACCCUGCAGCAUUGGGAUUUACACUGAGAGCCCUUCGUAUAUCCAUGCCGUUCACCAGACGCUCACGUCAAGCCGAGGAUUUGUGGAGGUGACUUUACUGAACCCUGCCGCUCGCUACGCCUUGGAGACUCUCAGGGAGGCCUGGAUCAGUUAUCUUCACUCAGACAUCGUGUCCUUUGUUGAACACUGCAUUCCAUCAUCUGCCUUUCAAUCCCCCAAGUCUCCAAGUGCAGCAAAUCCAAAUGAAGCGCUGCCAAGAUUAAGACGUAAACCUCGGAAGAGCAUGGGCUUGGACAAGAAGAGGACAAAUGCAAAAAGAGUUCAUUUUGAGCUGCAGGCCCAACUCCCAAGCAGAGAUCCCCCAGAUGGACACUCACGUGAUCCCCCCAGCCUUUCUGCGCUUCAUGAGAUCAAGUCGAUUUUCAAUGCCUACAAGCGGAUCGUUGAAGAAACCGAGUCAGCUGAAGUGCGAAAGACCCUCGAGCUGUGGCAGGAAUUUGUAACGUUACCCAGAGGGGGCCGUGACAGGACAUACCUGGAUGUGAUGAAGAGACUGCUGAAGGAAAGAGUGUGCAAUGAAGGCCAGGAACAGGCGGGUUCUUUACCAAAACAUCUGCGAAAGCAAGUUCUGGAAGAGGUUCAGAGCGGAUGUGUAAAGGCAGCCACGGUGGACCACAUCCAAGGAUUCCUGGGCUCCCUUUUAAAAGACUCUGUCAGAUCAUUUUGGUGCAGCCUGUUAGCGGAGCUGAGACAGUCUGGACCCGACCCUUCACAGCUGACCUCUCAGAAUCUGUCGUCAGUGGAACCCCUAGUCUUGAAACUUGCCUCCAAGGUCAUCGUGAAAUGUGUCAAAAGUAACAAAGCUAGGGGGGCUGCAGGAGGGUAUGCACAGCCCACACAAGACAACAUGACGUCUCUCGUCCAGGCUUUGGAUUCGGCUUCCGAGGGUUGGCCGACCACAAAGGUCCUUCACUUCUAUCGACAUUUACAGACCCACGGCCCCUCGGAGGGAUACCCUUUGCUGGAGAAUAACCUUCUUUUCUACCUGGAGGUGCAAAAGUUCAAGCGAGCGCAUCAUGAAAACCCUGAUGAGGGCUUGCUGAAGAAGAAAGUCCACAUCCUGCUUGACUGCUUCCUGACAUCCCAGUUACAUCCAUCAUUACAGAUCGCAAUAAAUGAGGACAUUUAUGCAAAAACCUUGCAAGAAGCACAGCAGUACCUGAGUGGCCUGCAAACAAGUCCUAGCAUAUUUGAUGACGCACAAAACCACAUUUCAGUCCUGUUGCUUCCACACUGGAUGAGAUUUCUACGGGUCUGGGAAAAAUUAUCAGCCAGGAGUUCCUCCAAGGCACCCGAACAAAGAAUCCAGCAGUUGCUGAAGAAGAGAAUGGCCCUGCACCUGAACAGUGGGCAACCUCAGAAGACCUUUCACCUGCCACUGAUCUGCCAAGCAAGAGAAGACAAACAGGGCAAGACUGGGGUCACAUACAGUUUCUCUGUCAGUCAAGGGAUAAGAAUUAAGAGACAAACCAGAGACCUCAGCAUGUCCAGUGACUUCAGCAGCCCAUCACCAACUGAAGAUACAUUAGCAAUGUUUCCACCAAUCGGGUCAAAAACACAAACAUCAUCCUUGGACUUUUAACUAACCGCAAUUUAAUAAAUCAGUUCUCUCUUUCCAGGUUUCAGUCAGAAGACAGGAGUUGCUUCUUAUUCAAUGGCUGGGAAGACAGAAAACUGAGACAGUGCAGCUCUCCACGACUUGACUAAGAGGCUCUGCUCUGAAUUGUGUCACUUACAAUCGUUUAAAAAAAGAUCACAACUGCUGCUGUCAGCAGGACCACAAUGGCCACUUUAUUCCUAUUCCUAUUUUCUAAAAGGGGUAAAGCAGAACUGAACAAGCUCUGGGGUAAGGCAUCCCUAACAACAACCCCUUUCUAUCUUUUGCUACAAGCUGCGUGUAACUAAAUGUAGAGAAAGUGAUUCAUGUAAACUGCUUUCUCAUUUUAUGGGGUGCUACAGGCCACCAAUCAUUAACAUGAGCUUCAAAUAUUUUAUUCCAGGAAAUGACGCCUCCAUGACACACUCUAGACAACAAAAUGUGGUUUAAGGUGUAAGCCAAUAAGGGGUGCACUGCCACCUUAACCCCUGGGCACAGACAGGCAGGACACAGGCUCGCUCAGCAUCCGUGUUUAUUUACAAUUAAAAGUGCACAACCACCAACAGCACACCAAAAUACAGUCCAGUCCAUUCCCUUCCUUGCCGUCAGUCCAUCCGCCUCCACUCCUUCCUCGACUCUGGCCCCCCGUGAGGCGGCUCCUCUUAUUCAGGUCCUGGGAGUGUUCCGUGUGGCUCAUCACUAUUACCUGGAAUCACUCCCAAGU